AUGAUGAAUCGUUUAUCUAAAUUAAAAAAUAGAUUCAAUUAUCAAAGACAAGAACUAUGGAAUAAUUCCGAAACUGAUAUAUCAUCAAUAUCAGAUAAUGAUAAUAGAAAAAAUUCAACUAUAGAAAUCUUAUCAAAUAAUUCUCAAACAUCAAAUGAUGAUGAUGAUGAUAGUGAAAUAUCAAGAGAAAAUUGUUGUUUAAUUUGUUCAAUUUUACCUAAUUUAUCAAAUAUAAAUACAUGUCAUAGACAUUUAACAUUAUUAACUAAACCAAUAGAAAUUAUUCAUAUGAAACAUUCAAAAAAUAAUCGUCAUCAAUCAAAAUUUAAACAUCAUUAUCGAUCUAGUUCAUCAUCAUCAUCAGAACUUCGACAUUAUCGUAAAAGAUCAUCAAUGAUUUUAGAAUCUUCUGAUUCUAGUAGUCAAGAUGAUUUAUUCUUCUCUCCGAAUAUUCAAUCUCAAGAAUCAAUAACUCAUAAUCAACAACAUCGAUCUAUUCAUAUUCAAACUCAAUUAUCACCAUCACUUCCGCCAUCAUCUACAAUACAUAAACCUUUACAACAAUAUAAUGAAGUUUUAUUAACACCAUUUUUACAACAACAAAAUACGAAUGAAAUACCAUUAAUAUUGAAAGAUAUUCAAAAUAGAUCAAUACAACAAAAAAUAUCAAAAAUUAAUCAUAAAAUAAAUUCAUCAGAUAUAAUUGAAUUAGAUUCAAAUUUAUCAAAUUCAUCAAAUAUUUCUCUUGAUCAAUGUACAAAUGAUAAUAAUAUAUUAAAUGAUAUUAAUCAAAAGAAAAUAACAAUCGAUAUGAAUCAAUUAACUGAACAAAUUUUAACUGAUGAAUAUUUUCAACCAAGAAUAUUACUUACACGUGUAUGUUUGGAAAAAUAA
Molecule: messenger RNA, 894 nt
Organism: Rotaria sp. Silwood1
Lineage: Eukaryota; Metazoa; Rotifera; Eurotatoria; Philodinida; Philodinidae
Source: the annotation of a GenBank genome assembly